UCGGGCGCACACCCAGGAUACCCGGGGUUUCUCCUCGCAAAGGAAAAUCCCAGCCAUGUCCAUGCUGCUGUUGCGACGUGCUCCGAGAUUCCUGUCUGGCUUAGUGAACCUGGGAAGCGUUUUUGACUCCUGCGGGGUCACAGGACACGCAGUCUGCCAUGCCGGCCACCUCUCAGCCACCAGGAGCCCCAUGGAAGAAGAGAGCAAUUUUGUACUAUACCCAAACCAUAUUCCCACCAGCCUCUUGCAGAAAUGCUUGCUGACAGCCGGCUCGGCGUUCAUGGCUCUCUACAACCCCUAUCGCCACGAUAUGGUAGCUGUUCUUGGGGAGACCACAGGCCCCCUAGCUUUAAAGAAUCUCUGGGAACAGAUGAAGACUCAUCCAGAAGGAAAUCAGAUCCUACAAGAACGGCCUCAGAUCCGUCUUUCCACCCUGGAUGUAGCUGGACUUCGGGCGCUUCCUGAUGGGACUUUUGGCCGGGAAUACAUUCGGUUUUUGGAUGAUAAUAGGGUUUCUCCAGACACAAGGAUGCCAGCCCGGUUCGUCGAUGACGAAGAACUGGCCUACGUCGUCCAGCGCUACCGUGAAGUCCAUGAUCUGAUGCACACGCUCCUUAACAUGCCCACGAACAUGCUUGGGGAAGUUGUGGUGAAGUGGUUUGAGGCUGUCCAGACAGGUCUGCCCAUGUGUGUCCUGGGAGCACUGUUUGGACCUUUACGCUUAAACGCCCGAAAGCGACACCUUCUGACCACCGAGCUCAUCCCGUGGGCCGUUCAGAGCGGACGAAACGCCACCUGCAUCCUGAACGUCUAUUAUGAGAAGCGUUGGGAGCAAACCAUACAGUCCCUUCGCCAGGAAAUGGGCAUCCUGCCCCCCCCCGCUGUUCAGGUUUGAGUUUCCACAGCUGAGACGGGAGAACGCCCGAUGGAGCCCACCGCCUUCGGGAAGCCACAGAAUUAAAUCUCAGCAACGAAAUAUGUGUCCUCUGGCAAAGCCUGGGGCAUUUUGGGGGUUGGCAUCCCCAACUUCUUUUUUUUUUUGUCCUGGAAUGCUAAGAGGGGGAAAAAGCAUCAAAACAAAAGCCGCAAAUGUUGAAACCCUGAAUCCGUUCAACAAUAAAAAUGGAGACACUAUCGGUGGUCCAAAUGAACGAUGAAAACAGAAAUUAGAUCUCAACUCCUAAGGUUUUGCAAAGGGUUUGUUGCAUCGCUGAGUCUUCGCGAGCCACACCGAAUCAUACUAGCAUGUUCAUUCUCACAAGCACCUUUUCUGGGUUCGGGCCUGAGGGUCUUUCAACGUCCAGGAUUCUCCUCAAAGCCUCACCAUCCCAUCAAUUCUGAACCUUUUCUAAUGAUCUUCAUCUCUUCCUCCUCCUCCUCCUCUACCUCUUGCUCAGACCCCUGUGAAGUUGACUGUUCGAUGCUUUUUGGCCCGGCCUGGAAGAAACUAGAGAAGGAUGGAAGAAAUACUAACUCCGCCUUGAGUUGUUUACAAGAGAUCCCCUUUUGUAAGGCAGACCGAAUCACUGUGAUAAAUUGGAUUGCACAACUGCUUGUAUUAUAGGGCAAGUGCAAAAAUGCCAAGCUAAUAACAUCCUUCUGAGCCGAGGUUGAAUACCAAAGUGCAAAUUCUCUACGUUCACAACAGGGUGGUGACAUUUCACAGAUUCUAUCUUCUGCUCCAGGGUUUCUGGUUCCGUAACAUACCCGGUGCCCCAAACCUUCUCCUUAAAUACCUUUACGUUUGGUUUCUCAUUCCAGCUUUUAAAUUAAGUUUGCAAAAUGAUUGAAUGAUUCCGGUUGCACCUCUGUCCUGCUUCCGUUGGAAAGACUGGGCUCCCGGGUUUCUGUGUUUGCAAACCACAGUGGAUACAUCUCUGGUUCACACAACAUACCAAAGCCAAAAAAACGGGGCUUGUUUGUUGUCCAUCAAACCGUUCGUGCUUGUUCAGCAAACUAUGGUUAAAUAAAUAGCGUUUAUCUGUGAACACAACCUCAGUUUUGUUAUGAACACCUUGGCUGUUCGACCCUCCCCAAGGGGGAAAUAUAUUUCUACAGCCUCUAAAGAUUGGCCAGGUUCAAGCACUGUGUCAAAACCCCGCAUCGUUUUCUUGGAAAAUGCAGCCUCUUGUGGUUCAUUCAGCAAGCCAUGUUGAAACAAACCACGGCUUCGUGUGAUGCCCCAACCCAGCCAAAGACAACUUUAUUGCAAUAAAUAUUUUGGUGACCCUGA
Molecule: messenger RNA, 2233 nt
Organism: Python bivittatus (Burmese python)
Lineage: Eukaryota; Metazoa; Chordata; Lepidosauria; Squamata; Pythonidae
Gene: COQ4
Product: coenzyme Q4
Biological process (GO): ubiquinone biosynthetic process
Cellular component (GO): mitochondrial inner membrane; mitochondrion
Source: RefSeq, a predicted model, not a curated record